Molecule: messenger RNA, 679 nt
Organism: Caenorhabditis elegans
Lineage: Eukaryota; Metazoa; Nematoda; Chromadorea; Rhabditida; Rhabditidae
Gene: ttr-45
Product: Transthyretin-like family protein
Exons: 3
Coding region: 13-435 (140 amino acids)
Cellular component (GO): cell surface; extracellular region
Source: RefSeq, marked reviewed
AAGUUUCAGAUCAUGAAAUCAUUUGCUCUUUUGGUGCUCCUAGUUGGGCUUGUGGCUGCAAUGAGGGAUCAAUCUAUUGCUGUGAAGGGAAAACUGCUGUGCGGCACAUCACCAGCCAAAAAUGUGCGUGUGAAGCUCUGGGAAGAGGACUCGGGACCAGAUCCAGAUGAUCUUCUUGAUCAGGGAUACACCGACGGGCAAGGAAUGUUCAAUUUGAAGGGAGGUACCGCCGAGCUCACUGACAUUGAUCCAGUUUUCAAAGUUUAUCACGAUUGUGAUGAUAGCAAGUUGAAGCCAGGACUCCGCAAGAUCCGUUUCAAGCUUCCAAAAUCGUAUAUCACCAAGGGAAAAGUUCCACAGAAGACUUUUGAAAUUGGAGUUCUUAACCUCGAGACCAUCUUCGCCGAGGAGGAAAGAGAGAUUCUUCCAAAGUAAAAUAAUUUUGAUUUUAUGUAUAAUAAAGACUUUAUCUCGGACUUUUAUUGAAAAUAGAUACGUCAACUGUAAAACAUAUUUUGUGUGUAAUGAUCAAUGUAAAAUCAAUUAUUUGAGGCCUUUUGUUUUUAGAAUCUUUCUAAAAUUCGGAACAAGUUAUUGAAAUUGCACCAUGUAGAUCAACUUUAACAGCUUAUAUCUCACAUCAGCUGUAGCUUGAACAAAUAAAAACUUGUAAACUAAC